This is a messenger RNA of Triplophysa dalaica, 3666 nucleotides long. It is a transcript of the gene dhx58, whose product is annotated as DEXH (Asp-Glu-X-His) box polypeptide 58. The coding region runs from base 106 to 2142 and encodes 678 amino acids. Gene Ontology annotation, molecular function: double-stranded RNA binding; zinc ion binding; ATP binding. The record is from RefSeq and is a predicted model, not a curated record. Gene Ontology annotation, biological process: positive regulation of interferon-beta production; response to virus; innate immune response. Gene Ontology annotation, cellular component: cytoplasm. Lineage: Eukaryota; Metazoa; Chordata; Actinopteri; Cypriniformes; Nemacheilidae. The transcript is spliced from 12 exons.
UCAGUUUUCGCUUUCGGUUUUCUGUAUGGAUCAUACGGAGGCUUUAAAGAGCACCACUCGAAAGUAACACACAGUGAUCUUCAGCAGUCAGUUACAGCAGCACAGAUGGCGAUUAAACUACGAGUGUAUCAGGAGGAGGUGGUGCAGACUGCUCUGAGAGGAGAGAACAGCAUCAUCUGGCUCCCCACAGGUGGAGGGAAAACCCGGGCUGCGGUCUACGUCACCAAGAAACACCUCGAGACCAAAAAGAAUGCUAAAGUGGCAGUGCUUGUCAACAAGGUGCACCUGGUAGACCAGCACUUUGAGAAAGAAUUCAAUCCUUUUCUUGGGAAAGAUUAUAAAAUCAGGGCCAUUAGUGGGGAAUGCGAUGAAAAAGACUACUUCGGACGUGUGGUCAAGAAAUCAGAUGUUGUGAUCUGCACUGCUCAGAUCCUGGAGAACGCUCUGACCAACAUGGAUGAGGACAAACACGUGGAUCUCACAGACUUCACCCUGCUGGUCAUAGACGAAUGCCACCACACACAUAAGGAUGGCGUCUAUAACAAAAUUAUGGGCCGCUAUGUUGAAAAGAAAUUGCGAAAGGAGGGAAAUUUGCCUCAGGUUUUGGGUCUUACAGCAUCACCUGGUACUGGAGGAAAUAAGACACUUGAUAAAGCUGUGGAACAUGUCCUUCAGAUCUGUGCCAAUCUUGAUUCUGUUAUUGUGUCCACCAUGGAAUACAAAUCAGGGCUUCUAAAAGUCGUCCCCAGACCCAUGAAGCAAUAUGACAUUGUUGAAAAAAGAGCUCUGGACCCAUUUGGGGACCAUCUGAAGUUAAUGAUGUCAAUGAUUCACGAGUUCAUGCCGUCAACGGUGAGCGCGGAUCUGCGUCAGAAGGGAACCCAGGAAUAUGAAAGUGAUGUGGUGGAUCUACACAAAACAGGUGUAGUGCAGGAGAACAGGCUGAUAGCUCAGUGUGCUCUGCAUUUGCGGCAAUACAAUGAUGCUCUCCUCAUCAAUGACACUGUUCGCAUGGUGGAUGCGUUCCGGCUUCUAGAUGACUACUACAAGUCAAAAGAAAACAAAUUGCUGGAUGGCACUGACUAUUUUCUCUUUGGACUUUUUGAAGAAAACCGUGUAGAACUAAAGCAGCUGGCAUCAACCCCUCUCUAUGAAAACCCCAAACUGGCCAAGUUGGAGCACACGCUGCUAGAACAGUUUAAGGACCAAAGCUCUCGCGGUAUCAUCUUCUCAAAGACCCGCAAGGGUACCCACUGUCUUCAUGAGUGGGUGAGCUGUAACCCUGAGCUGCGGAGGGCAAACAUCUGUGCUGGCAUUCUUACCGGAGCGGGCAUGGGGGCAAACAACAUGACCCAGAGGAAACAAAAGGACACAAUCAAAGCAUUGCGAGAUGGAGAACUCAACCUCCUAGUAUCCACCAGUGUAGCUGAAGAAGGACUUGACAUCCCAGAAUGUAACGUGGUUGUACGUUACGGGCUAUUGACCAAUGAAAUCGCUCAGCAGCAGGCCAGUGGGCGGGCCCGUGCUAAGAACAGCGUCUACUCCGUGGUUGCUACAGAUGGGGGGCCUGAACUACGCAAGGAACACACCAAUGAGUACCUAGAAGAACUGACCGGAAAAGCUAUUAUCCAAGUGCAGAGCAUGAAUCCCAGGGAGUUCAGAAUAAAGAUCUUUGAGAUCCAAAAAACGGAUGUUUUGGUUCGGAUGCAGGCUGAGAAGAACAGGGAAAAGAAAGAGCAGCGCUACAACCCUGCUGAAGUGCAGUUUCAGUGUAAAGGGUGCUUUACUCCUGUUUGCUACGGAAAAGAUAUCAGAAUAAUAGAGAAUUCACACCGUGUUAACAUCAAUCCUGAUUUUCAGAUGUAUUAUAAAGUAGGCGGGCAGGUGUAUCUGGAGAGACAGUUCGAAGAUUGGGAGCCUGGAAGGGUUAUCGAAUGCAGCAAGUGUGGAGAGCACUGGGGAAUGGAGAUUAAAUUCAAGAAAGUGGCAAUACUUCCUUGUUUGAAAAUACAGAGUUUUUCCAUGAGCACUCGUCAAGGCAAAUGCUCACCAAAGAAGAACUGGAGUAAAGUUGAGUUCAAAGUGGAAGAGUUUGACUUGAUUAAGUACAUGGAAGACCAUUUAUCUGAUCUAGACGACUGACACAUCAUUUACGUUUAUUCACUGAAGAGAGCGUUUUAACCAAAGCCACUUACAAAUGAGAGAUCCUUAACAGAAAGAUUGUAGAUUACAAAAGAUUGUAGAUUACAUAGCCAUGUUUUCAAGUAAACAUCAGCUGUGGCUAGGACAAUAUAAACUAUAUAGAAGUUUUUUUUUAAUUAAACUUAGACUGAUUAAACUUGGAAAAUUGUCACAUAGGUGUUAGUCAAUGAGUAGGGAAAUGGAUGUUUUAAGUUGUUAGGUUUGUGGACUCUGCAGAUUUUGGUUUUCAACCUGUGGUCUUGGGAGGUACGGUUUUAAUAUAUAUUUUAGGCAGCAUUCUAAAUCAUGUAUUCUUAUUUCCAUUUUGAACAUUGUGGUAUGGAUAUAUCUGCAAUUUUAAAACUGUUUUUAAAGUCGGUAUAGUACGUGUUUGUUUGUUUGUGCGUGUGUGUAAAUGCUUGAAUGCAUAGGUAGUGUAGGUAGGCUUAUUAUCCGUUUCAUCAUACUUAUUGUUGUGUCCAUUUCCGUGAUCAGGGCAGUGAUGCACUUUCAUUAUUCAUUGUUGUUUGCAUAUUUGUUUAUGUAUUGAAUGUGCAUUUGCGAAGUUUAACCUCAUGGAACUUUACUUGCUUUUGCGCAUCGGCCUGAGAUUGCGUGAAAAUGUUCAUGUAUUUAUGUAAAGCUUUUAUGUAAUGGAAAGAGAUACACUUUGAAGCUUAUUCCUAAAAAAUGCAUAUAAUAUAUGUAUGUUUUAUCACAGCUUUUAGGUCACAUUAUGUUUUUUUUAAGUAUUUUUAAAACUUUUAAUGUGAAGAAUGACAUGUUUAUUACAGUCAUAUUAUAAACAUGUGUGAAAUCUAUCAAAUUAAAUACAAUUAAGGACGUAAAUUGAGUGUGUAUGGCAGUUUUACACGAGGCAUACAUGUGUUUGAUUAUUUAUUUGUAUGAGUCAGUACAGUGUAUUGGUCGCUAGAUGGCAGCAUGCAGCCCUUAUUUUCUUCAAUGUUAAUUUACUGUCGUUCACUCGAGUUAAUGAACGUGUUCAUUUCUGUUUUUCCCCAUUUAAACUUCGCUUUCGUUUAUUAUUAUUUAUGUACUAUUGGACCACGUACGAAAAGCCUUUAAGUCAGUAUAAUCUAAAAGAUGUGUUUUGUUCAAUUCAGACAUUGCGUUUGAGUCCAAAACUUUUAUAGAAUUUUUAUAUGAUUUAAUUUCAGAAAUGUCAUUUUUUACUUUUUUUCAAAUUAUAUUACAUGUCAAUAUUUAUGUGCGACAGCCUAUACAUUCAUCAAAUUGAUAUAAUUGUACAAAAUUGAUGUGUUGAACAAUCACAUCAUUUGUGAAUGCCAUGAAGUGAAAGUGACCUAUUUGUCAGUUAUGGUGACCCAUAACCGAAAUGUGACCUGAAAGGAUAUAUAUCAUACAUAUGUCUUCAUAAUGCAUAUAAUUAAAUGUGGAUUAUUAUAGAUUAUGAUUGUCACAUUCUUCAAGGUACAAAAUAAAUCUGUUUGAAUUGUAUGUAAA